Hemibagrus wyckioides is the source of this 3295-nucleotide messenger RNA. RefSeq names its product scavenger receptor cysteine-rich type 1 protein M130-like. The coding region runs from base 1 to 2529 and encodes 842 amino acids. The record is from RefSeq and is a predicted model, not a curated record. The transcript is spliced from 14 exons. Gene Ontology annotation, cellular component: membrane. Lineage: Eukaryota; Metazoa; Chordata; Actinopteri; Siluriformes; Bagridae.
AUGGAAAUCUGUCUGACUUUUAUUCUUCUCUCAUCCACACUCACACUCACAGCAGCUGACAGUGUGAGGUUGGUGAAUGGUGGAAGUCGCUGUGCUGGGAGAGUGGAGGUUCUUCAGGAUGGUCAGUGGGGAACAGUGUGUGGUCAUAACUGGGAUGAGGUCGAUGCUGCAGUGGUGUGUAGAGAGCUGCGCUGUGGGGAGGCUGUAAACGCACCACAAUAUGGUCACUUUGGACCAGGAUCAGGACCAAUCUGGAUGGUUGGUGUGAACUGUAGAGGAUCAGAGUCGAGACUGAAGGACUGUGGGUCAUGGGGGAGAGGGGAGCGUUACUGUAAUCAUAAUGAUGAUGCUGGAGUCACCUGCUCAGGUCAGAUUUUGAGACUCACUGCUGGUCCUCACCGGUGCUCUGGGAGAGUGGAGGUGUUUCAUGGAGGUUCCUGGUCCACAGUGUGUGAUGCUGACUUUGACCAGCAGGAUGCAGAGGUUGUGUGUCGAGAGCUGGACUGUGGGAUUCCUGUGGAGGUUCUGGGAUCAGCUGCUUUUGGACGAGGGGAGGGUCAGGUGUGGACAGAGGAGCUUCAGUGUAGAGGAACUGAAUCUGACAUUACCUUCUGUCCAACAUCAUCUUCACUCAAACACUCACACUGUUCCCAUGACAACGAUGUGGGAUUAAUAUGUUCUGGUCACACAGAGGCGCGGCUGGUGAACGGACCGGACUCCUGUUCUGGUCGAGUGGAGCUCCAGUACCUCGGUGAGUGGGGCACAGUUUGUGCUGUAGGCUGGGAUAUGAGAGCUGCAGAUGUUCUGUGUGCACAGCUGGAUUGUGGGAGUGCUGUGGCUGUGGUGGAGGUGGACUGGUUUGGGGAGGGGAGUGGCCACAUCUGGGCUGAUGUGUUUGAUUGUCAGGGGAAGGAGACACACCUAUCACGAUGUGGUGUCUCAUCAUGGAGUCGAGCUGCAUGCUCUCAUAAACACGACGCUGGAGUCAUCUGUAAUGGAUCAUCCAUGGUGUUUCAUGAGGGGCGAGUGCGGUUGUCUGGAGGGAGAGAGUGUCAGGGGGAGGUGGAGAUUUAUUUCAGGCAGGACUGGAGGAGAGUUCUCCUGGACUCGUGGAGUCUGUCUGAGGCGUCUGUGCUCUGCAGACAGCUGGGCUGUGGCUCUGUGCUGAACUACCGCUCCUCUCCAUCCACCACUGAACACAAACACAUGUGUGUAACGGGUUUCAGCUGCUCUGGGAGUGAAGCUCAUCUGGGGAACUGCAGCAGGCCACAAGCUGAACCUGUCAACUGCAGCUCUGGGGAACAGCUCUACAUCACCUGCUCAGGUAAACAUAAUAAAGACCCCCGCUCCAUCAGGUUGGUUGGUUCUGGGGGAGACUGUGCAGGAAGGCUGGAGGUUUUCCACAGCGGCUCGUGGGGGACAGUGUGUGAUGACUCGUGGGAUAUUGAGGAUGCCCAGGUGGUGUGCAGACAGCUGCAGUGUGGAGUGGCCCUCAGUACCCACAUACCAGCCUGGUUUGGUCCUGGAACUGGGUCCAUAUGGCUGAAUGAGGUGGAGUGUGAGGGGAACGAGACGUCCCUGUGGAACUGCAGAUUUCAGCUGUGUGAAGAGGGUGAAUGUGGACACCAUGAGGACGUAGGCGUCGUCUGCUCAGAGUUUAAAGAGAUCCGACUCUCAGAGGGCUGUGAGGGGAAUCUGGAAGUGUUCUACAAUGGAACCUGGGGUAAUGUGUGUUACAAUCAGAUGGAUGAUGAGACGGUAAACAUGGUGUGUCGAGAGCUGAACUGUGGAAGACGAGGCAGUCUGUCAAACACUGAAGCACGAGUAAAAUCUGCUCCUAAUUGGCUGGAUGAACUGAAAUGUAGGAAACACGACUCUAAUCUGUGGCAGUGUCCAUCUUCACCCUGGGGACAGAACAGAUGUGAUAAUCGUGAUGAAGUGGCUCGUAUUACCUGCACAGAAGAUGGAACGUCUCUACGUACUCAUGGGACAUGUUCAUCAUUUCCUCUUCAGAAAUACUGCUCAAAGCACUGGUCUCUCAGGCUGAGUGGAGGAAAGGGAAGCUGCUCUGGGAGGUUGGAGGUGUAUCAUAACUCUACGUGGGGCUCCGUUUGUGAUGAUCGGUGGAACAUCAGGAACGCUCAGGUGGUGUGCAGACAGCUGGGAAGUCUCCUCUCUGAAGAACAGCAUUCUGGGUAUGAGGAUGUGGAUGAUGAGCUUCUCUCAGAGGAUGAAGCUGAGAAUUAUGAUGACGCCAUUACAGCUGAUCAGAAGUCAGUUAUACUGACAGAGGACGUGUCCGAGAACUAUGAUGAUGCAGUUACCACUGAAACAAACCCAAACAUCAUCACAGACAAUCCAGAAGAUUAUGAUGAUGUCAUCACUGAGGAACAGGAUGUAGGAGAGACAGAAGAAUAUGAUGAUGUGGAGGAGAAAUCUCAGAAAGACAGGGACCAUGUGACUGAGACACGCCCCCAAAGGCCUUUUCUCAGGAAAUUACAUUUCAACUUUUAUAAACACAAAAAAUGAUUUUAUUUUACUUCCAAUAAUUUCAUUCAUUCUGAACCAUGUUCAUUUUCUCACCUUGUUAUUAGCAAAUAGAUUAGGGAGAGUUAAAUCACCUCCAUUAUUACUGAACCAAAUGUUUCCAGCUUUCCUUUUACAACACAUUUAGUGCUAUAAGUCAUAGUGAGCUUAAAUAUCACUGACACACCACACCUCAUUUAUCUCACCAGUUUAUUCCAUCAAAAUGGCCAUAAUGUUCAUUUCAAUCUUUUGGUGAAACAUCUGAUCUUAUCAUUCAUGUCUAACUGAAACUUGGGAAUCUGUUAUUCAGUGUUUUUAGAAAUGAGUUAAUUACAUUCCACUUGUUAGAUGAAAACUUUAUUACAUAUGUUAAAAAUUAUUACAAUCCAGAAAUAUGCAACUGUCUGAAAUAGAUAAAGAUUUUUCAUUUAUUAUGCUCAGGUAAUGUUUUAUAUAUUAAGAUCUAAUUCAAUAUUCUAUGUUUUCUAUGUUGAUUUUCUAUAUGGCUAUAUGGAACUAGAAAGUGUUGAUUAAUUUUUCACAACAACACGGCUCUGAUAAUAGUUAAAAUCUUAUCAUUCAUGUCUAACUGAAACUUGUGAUUCUGUUAUUAAGUGUUUCAGAAAUGAGCCAGAAUAAAACUUAUUACAAAUAUUAAAAUGUUAAUAUAUAUAUAUAUAUAUAUAUUCAAUUCAAUAUAUAUGUCACACCUGAAUUAUAGUAAAAUAAUUUUUCUUUUAGUUAUUUAAUAGUUACGACUGCCACAUAA